UGUCUUGCAGUCUGGGCAGGCUGCCAGCCCCCUCCCCUGCUCUGGAUCUGUGUUCUCUGCACAUACCAAGCCAAGCCACACAAUGCUGCGCUCCCUACACCAAGAGGCACAGAUAUUUGCAGUGAUGCUUCUGUUCCCAGACCUCCCUGUCAGCAGCGGAGCCUUCACGCAGCUCUGAUGGCAGAGCAGGACAGGUGGACUGAGCUGGAGGAGGAAAACCACAUCAUCACCUGUUUGGGACAUUUUGAGCAAUAGAAGAUUAACACAAAAAAAGGAGUCCACCCACCUCCACCCUCCUUUACUUUAUCACAUGCACACUCGCUCACAUACAUCCCCCUCGCCGUUCAUUCCCUCUCUGUGUCUGAUGCUGGUGUGCUGAACAGCAGAGCACUCUCGGCUGAGCUGCAUGGAGGCACAGGGAGGGGCAGGGAGCCCAGUGACUCCAUUCCUCCAAAGCCAGCUUCACUGCCAACAGUUCCAGAUCUCCUACGUCAUAGUUCUGCUCGGCUGGGGAAAGACGACGAGAGUAGAAAGCGCAGGGAUGGAGACACUGAUCGGAGGAGGAGACUUGGGACAAAACUGCUCCAACCCCGGUGUCAGAGGCGUCAACUUCCAAGAGCCCAACAAAGACAUCCAGAAGCUGCUGAGGCCAUCCAGCUCAGGUGAUCUGUCCAAGGAGCUGUUCCAGCAUCCAUCAGGAGAAGCAGAGGGCAGUCUGUCUGGCCACACUGCUAGUCUUCUGCACAUCAGUGAGAAGAGACAGCCACUGAGUAGUGUGUCGUCUUUAGAGGUGCACUUUGACCUCUUAGACCUGACUGAGCUGACUGACAUGUCUGACCAGGAGCUGGCUGAAGUCUUUCCAGACUCUGAUGAGGAAAAUCACAAUCAGUCCCCAGCAGGCUCCCACCAGCCUUUGCUGCCCAGGGGUGGCUACAUGCGCUCUCCUUCAUGGACGCGCUGCAGUAAAGUUGAGCCUCCUCGAGAGCGGAAGCAUCACAGUGACUCAGACACUGCCGAGCCCUUAAUGAAGCUAGAAAGGCCAAAGCAUCCCUAACUGUUCAAGUCACAAGUCGCUAUCGAACCCUGAGUUGGAGACGCCGUCAGAGUGGAGAUCAUCCACACGAUGUCCCAUGGUGCUGUGGAGUUCAGGCUGAACUCUGGAUACUGUGCUCUCUACAAAUGUGCAUUACACACACACACACACACACACACACACACACACACACACACACACACACACACACACACACACACACACACACACACACACACACACA
This is a messenger RNA of Nothobranchius furzeri (turquoise killifish), 1277 nucleotides long. It is a transcript of the gene dbndd1, whose product is annotated as dysbindin domain containing 1. Gene Ontology annotation, biological process: negative regulation of protein kinase activity. Lineage: Eukaryota; Metazoa; Chordata; Actinopteri; Cyprinodontiformes; Nothobranchiidae. Gene Ontology annotation, cellular component: cytoplasm. The record is from RefSeq and is a predicted model, not a curated record.